GACGAAGGCGCUUAGCUUUCAGGACGCUUAGCUCUCUCUCCUCAUUUUCGCUGUAUUUUCAACUUACCAAACGCUGUUACAAAGAUUUAGAUCACUAUGAUGAUGUUUUAGAAGCCAAAAGUUUAGAUGAUGAUGAUGAUUUAGAUUUAGAACAUGAUGAUCAUUUAGAUGAUGAUGAUAAUUCCGAUAAAUAUCAUUUAUAUGAUGAUGAUUCAUAUGAUUUAGAUGAUGGUUUAAAUCAUUUAGGUGAUAAUGAUGGUUCAAAUGAGGAUUUAGAGGCGGAGGAUGAUAUAGAUGAUGACAAUUUUGUUAAUGAUGUUGUUUUUGAUGUUGAUGAUAGAUCAGGAGUUCCCAAACUUUUUGUGCCUAUGAGCAUUUCUAGAAUAUCUGGUUAG
Molecule: messenger RNA, 395 nt
Organism: Stegodyphus dumicola
Lineage: Eukaryota; Metazoa; Arthropoda; Arachnida; Araneae; Eresidae
Product: coiled-coil domain-containing protein 1-like
Source: RefSeq, a predicted model, not a curated record